AUGUCGUUGGAUAUAAAAUUUGAAAAUCUUGUUUAUUGUGCGCGAAGUUUUAGUUUAUUUCAAAAAGAUGAAAAAAAUAUCUUAAAGGGAAUAAGUGGAGAGUUUCGAGCCAAUGAACUGUCUGCAAUAAUGGGGCCAAGUGGCUCAGGAAAAAGCACACUUUUGAAUGUCUUAUCGGAGUAUAUGACGAAUGGAGUAACAGGGUCAAUAACAAUUAAUGGCGAGAAAUGGAAUAACAAGAGAUAUAAAAAGAAAUUUGCAUAUAUAAUGCAAGAAGAAAAUCUGCAUGCAGUAUUGACUGUAAAAGAAGCAAUGAGGUUUUCAAUAAAGCUUAAAACCGGCAAUUCAAUGACGGAGAAGGAACAACAAAAGAAAAUAUUAUCUAUUUUAGAGACAUUAAAGUUGGAUAAUAAGUUAAAUACAUACGCUCAGUAUUUAAGCGGUGGACAACAGAAGAGACUUUCAAUAGCAUUGGAAUUGGUCGAUGAUCCGCAAGUUCUUUUUCUAGAUGAGUGUACAACAGGUCUUGAUAGUGUAUCAUCGACACAAUGCAUUCAAUUCUUAAAGAAACUUGCCAUGGAAGGUAGAACAAUAAUUUGUACAAUUCAUACCCCGUCUGCCUUGAUGUUUGAGAUGUUUGAUCAUAUCUACGCACUAGCAAAUGGAAAUUGCAUUUUUCAGGGAGCAAGUUUUAAUGUUGUUCUAUUCUUAAAAGAACUUGGUCUCGUAUGUCCAUCGACUUACAAUCCCGCUGAUUUCCUCCUCGAAAUAGCAAAUAAUGAUUAUGGAAGUCAAAACGAACGACUUACAAAAGUCAUUGAAAAUGGGAAAAACGAAUUUUAUCGUGGACAACCUUGUAUUACUUUGAACAAUAAUAAUGAGUUGAAGUUAAGUUCCACUCAUGACGAGACUUUAAAUGAACAACCAUCAUCUUUUGUGUACCAAUUAGCCCUGCUUGUAUUACGUAACUAUAAAAUAUCACAUAGGAAUGUAACUUUAAUAAUUAUACGACUAGUAAUCUCAUCUAUUGUUGGACUAAUGGUCGGUGGCAUGUACCUUAAUAUUGGAAAUGAUGGAGUACACACUUUUCAUAAUUUUAAAUACAUUUUCGUCUCAGAAUUCUUUUUACUCUACAUAUCAUAUUAUUCACAACAGACGGCAUUUCCGCUAGAGCUUCCUAUUAUUAAACGAGAGGUUUUCAAUCGAUGGUACACAUCGUCUGUAUAUUAUGUUGCAUUAUCAUUAACUGAUAUACCAAUGACUAUAAUAAGCACCUCUAUUUACCUUGCAAUUACAUAUUUUAUGACAAAUCAACCACUUGAUCGUGCCGUUGCAUUUUUUGCUGUUGGAUUAUUGACGAGCUUUGUGUCGCAAGGUUUUGGACAUUUUGCUAGUUCAUUGUUUGACUUACAGGGAACUCUUACAUUUGCUGCUGUUUUCCUACCACUUUAUGGCAUUUUCUCGGGAAUUUUUAUUCUCGUCAAAGAUACACAUUGGAUAUUCCACUGGAUAUUUCAAAUAUCAUUCAUAAAGCAUUCUCUUGAUGCUGCUGCAACAACUAUUUUAGGAUGGAAUCGCGAUAAAAUGGAUUGUAGUGAUAAUUAUUGCCACUAUCAGUUACCAAAAAAAUUCUUAAAAACAAUAGAUUUAAAUGAAAAUAUAACGAUAUCGAUACGUGCACUUGUGAUAUUUCUUAUUGUCUUUCGAGUAACUGCAUUUCUCAUAAUGAACUAUAGACUUAAACGAUCAAAGUAG
This is a messenger RNA of Chironomus riparius, 1755 nucleotides long. The record is from the annotation of a GenBank genome assembly. NCBI's taxonomy places the organism in Eukaryota, Metazoa, Arthropoda, Insecta, Diptera, Chironomidae.